CAAAUUGGACACAGCCAGCCACCGUCAAUGUCGUUCACCAGUAUAGGAAGCGUGCUGUUGUGCAGCAGCAACAUAAGGUCGUGCAAUAAUAGCAAAAAAUUUAAAAAUCGAAGCAGCAAACACAUGAAAAAACUGGGUACAUAUUAAAUUGACUAAAGCCGAACAAGACUAAAACAACACCAAACGAAUUUCGAAGCGACUACUUUAACAUUAACUGCCCAACUGUGGCAAAAAACUCAUCAAGUAUGGCCAACACAGCAACGUUAAUGUUUGCCUACAGAGCGCUGUACAUUACGAGUGCGAUGCGAAGCCCAGUACGGCGUUGUUAAGCAAAAGGUGGACAGAGCAGAACAACAGCGCAACAACUCAGUCUCCCUCGAUAUCUGUGAGCUUGAGUGUGUGUGUGCGGUGUGGCGAUUGAGUUCUCCCAGUAUCUUAAUAUCUUGCUGGCUUUCUUGUGAGCAUAGUGAGCACACACUAAUCGACGACGGACCGACCGAUCGCAUAAGCGUAAGCGGCCAAGCAAGCAAGCAACCGACAGACAGCGAACUCAGACGGCAGCGGCAACAGCGCAACAAACAGCAACUAUACCGACUAGUAGAAGAAAAAACAAAAAAAAAAAAAGAGUUUUUCAUUUGAGCGCGUUCGCUGAGGGGUUUAUUUAUUCAGCGAUCGAUCCCGUGUGUGGACACUGUUUUCCGCAGCGUUCGCAAAGGAGCACACGACGAAAUAAAACGCGAUACCAACGUCAAGUGAAACAAAUCGAUUCGAGUGCUUGUGCGCCUAUAGAUUUGAAGAGCAAUAAUUUUCAAACGUAAAAAGCUAUAAAUUAAAAAAAAAAAAACUGUGCAGUGUAAAAGGUGUUAAGGAGCACACAAGUGCAAUCUUCACAAUUGUCGCGCAGAAUUGAAUAAUAUUUAACAGCAAAAAAGUGACAGCGAAGAGCAGCGAAAACAGCAACGACCACAUAUCGAUUAAAAUAAUAAAAAUAAUAAUAAUACUUCAUAAUACUUAAAAUAAGAGUAGCUUAAAAAAUCACGAAUCACACAAAAUGGCCAUCAUUAGCAGUACAAAAACGUCGACGUCGAGUGCGACACCAACCACCACGACCACCGCGACCACAUCCGACAGUUCAUCCAGAUCCAGAACGAGCGCCGUCGCGUGCGCUGCCACCAAGCUAGACACCACUAACACUAUGAAUAUGCGAAAAUCGAGAAAGACAACAGUGGCAACGGCUGCAUCAUCGUCGUCGUCCAGAGCAUAUUUUCCAGCAUUACACACAUCAACACCGAUAGCAACAACAACAACGGCAACAAGAGCAGCAGCCGUUGUUACAGGAAAAUCAGCGUCGCCAACACCAUCAUUAUCGGCAACAGAUUCUAUUGCAACAACAACAGCAACAACAACCUCCGUACCAACAUUCAAUCUGCUGUACAAAUUCAUCAUAUUUGCCAUACUGAUUUGCACAACGCCAACGUUGGCUAGUGGUCGACGGCAUGCGCCGCUUAUGGUGGAAGAACCGGAGGGAACACGUCGAAAUAAUAGACCAGUUG
Messenger RNA from Rhagoletis zephyria (snowberry fruit fly), 1553 nucleotides. Its product is annotated as cell wall integrity and stress response component 4-like. Lineage: Eukaryota; Metazoa; Arthropoda; Insecta; Diptera; Tephritidae. The record is from RefSeq and is a predicted model, not a curated record.